GAGAGAGAGAGAGAAGCUUGGCCAGCAGCAGCAGCGACUGAAGAAAAUGGCGAUCUCACAGGAUGAAUGCCUCCCCUCGUAGAUGCUGCAAACGCGUUGAAUUUCUUUAGCCUUACAGUCGGCUUUCUUUUCCACUCUGUUGCACUUUAUUCUUCAAUGAGAGAUUCGGAAUUGGAAGCUGUUGCCACCAAAGAAACUGAAGCAUCUUAACAGGGAACACACCCACAGAGGGAAGACCAGUGGAUGGAAGAGAGAGAGCGAGAGACAGAGUGUGACAAGGAAGGAGGAUAAGAAGAUACGGGCCUGGACAAAAGUGCCAGAGCACACCAAGUCAAGACAGACUCCUUAACCUAAACCACACCCCCUCUUCCCCCUCCCCACUUACAGAAUACACACACAAAUACAGUCCUCAGCGAUGCCAAGGGGGCCCGAUCAGGCUGCCGCCCGCUCUGAAAAGCCCCGCCUCUUCACCUCAGACCUUUGAGGCCGUGCUCUCUGAGCUUUGACGUUUGACCUCCCCAAGCAUCGACCUGGGAACUCGAGGUCACCUGUUCUCCACUCAACCUGAGGACGCCUCCCUGUCCAGCCAGGAGUCGCAGCCACCAGCGGCAGUCAAAGGCAUGGCUCCCAUUCGGGAUUCCGUCAGCCACUCCCCUAAUCAAACAGGUUUGGAGCAUCCUGGUCUGGACUCGCAGUAUGAGCCUUCCCCCUGGUCCUCUGGCUCUCCAUGCAACAGUGACAGCAACAGUAACUGGGGCAAAGUCCUAGUGGACGGAAGCGGUGACCAACCCAAUAACCCCUCUUCCACCAGCUCGUCCAUCUGGCCGCCCUCCUCCUCUUCAUUUUCUUGUUCCUCCUCCUCUUCCUCCUCUGGCUGUGGAUCAGGAUCAGACCCCGAGUUGGCAUCAGAAUGCAUGGACGCAGAAUCUAACUCCUCAAUCGGCUCAGAGAAAAACCUUGCUGCUGUCGCUGUGACAACGGCGAUGAUGAUGUCAACAAAUGCUUCUUCCUCUGCGUCUUCUACAGCUUCUUCACCCACCUCGUCCUUGACUUCUCCCAUGAUGGUCGGGGUUUCUCUGAACGGCGAUAGCAAUGGCAACAGUCGGCAGGCGAUUGGCGGAGGUCUGGGAGUAAUCAGCAGUCCAAAUAAUGGAAAUAACACCACUGGGCCCUCAAACUACUCCGUGGCGGGGUCCAACAGUAUUGGCAGCAAUAACAUUAGUAACCACAACAACAAGCUUGUCACCAACAGUGGUGCCUGGGGUGCCCAAUCAGGAAGCAGUGCCAUCACCGCUGGUGGCGGCAGCACCCCUUGCAUCAAUGGCGGGUUAAACCCAAACACUUUAAACCCAAAUGCCAACCACGGUGCCUGGCCACAAAACCCAACCCCAAGCCCGGUGUCCCUGGGCCAGCGGCCUGCACAGGCUCAGGGGAUUUCCAAAAUGGGUCUGGCCCCCCAACAGGGCCAGUUGUUGGGCUGGGGUGGCAUGGCAGCUCCAGAAAAUAGCAGUAUGAUGGAAGACACUGAGGCGAAUAAUGGUACAACUAGCGGCAAGGUAUUAGGAAGCGGCAACAGUGGAAAUGGUGGCCUGCAGCCUACCAACCUUAACACUGAAUCCAAUGGACCAAAUAACACUAUCAUGAUGAAUACUACUAAUACUACUACUACUAACGCCACAAUGACCUCUAGUCCACCAAACUCUACCGCCUCACCCCAACUCAGCGGGAAUUGUUCCUGGGAAUCCAUUGGUGGAGGGAGUGGGGGUCCGUUGGCCAAUGGAAGUCCCUCAUCAGCCCCCCAGCAUCCCCAAGGAGACUUAGGAGCUGCGGCAUUCGGUACGCCUUGGGGCGCAGCUACCUACCCUGUAGACAAGGGCCCCCCAAACGCAGACACUGUGAACCCUCAAAUCUCCUCUACUGCUGCUUACAAGAGUAAUAAUAACCACAAUAACACUGGGGCCCCACACUGGGAUCAGGGGCCCAACAGCACCCCAAACCAGCCUCAGAGCUGGGGAGUGGGCUCAAAUCAAAUACCGGGCUCCGCAGGCCAGACACCUGGAAAUGGCAACCAAACUGCAAUAGGUCCUCCAGCAGGGAUCCCGCGCCCGUGGGGGAGCAGUGCAUCCUCUUCUUCCUCAUCCUCAUCGUCGUCUUCUCUAUCAAACAAUAAGAUGUCAAAUGGACAAUGGGGAUCAACAGCUUCUGGCAACGUUACAGACACCGCAAGUCAUAAAGGAACAUCUGCCAGCAAUGGCUGGAAGAGCCUGGAGGAUGAUGCCAUGGGUAUGGGAGGAGGCGGAAGUCAGAGUUUGGGAAGCGUCUCUGGAGGUUGGGGUCGUUCUGGAGGAAGUGAGGGAAGCGCCGAGAGCUCCGGCGGCCGAUCCAGCUCUGACAGAGAACAGCAAAAAGGAGCAAAUCGCAGGAAAGUCAACAAUUCUGCAGUACUUCUUUCAGCCAUGACUGAUGUGGACCCAAGGGUUCUGUCCAACACUGGAUGGGGUCAGACGCCCAUACGGCAGAACACUGCCUGGGAUGUCAGUUCUCCAAACAACAAGAUUUCCAGAGGAGAUGAAAGAAAGCUCAGUAGUUCAAGCUCCAACUGGGGCUCAGCGACACAGGCAGCUCCUUCCCAGACAUCAGGAGGCUGGGGCGGUGGGCCGAGCAGCUCAGGCUUGGACACAGGUUGUUCUGGCUGGGGAGAGCAGAGGCCAACCUCUGGUUGGGACAACAAAGUCCAGUCAAAUGGUGGAGGUGGACAGAGUGGCUGGGAAGAUGGAUCCAGCUACAAAGGUGGCAACACUAACACCUGGAGUAACAACGUUAACAAAGAUGACAGAUCCAAUACCUGGACUAAUGGCCCGAAGCCGCAGCAGGGAUGGGGUUCCAAUGGUGGAAAUGCAAGUGAAACCUGGGGAGGAAGUGGAAAUGGUACCCAAGCCACGGCCAACAACCACUGGGGUGAACCCCAAAAGGGCGCGGGCUCGGUGGGAUGGGACAGCGACAGUGACCGCUCUGGCUCUGGAUGUUGGAGUGAGCCAAGCCGAACCACUACCAGCAGCAGCAACACCUGGGUCGGGAGCGGCGGUUCAAAUACUCCAGACCAGAGCACUCCAAACCCCAGCUCCAACUGGGGAGACUCAGCCCACAGAUCUCAUGCUCAGAAUAACAGUCAGGGCUGGGGUGAGCCAAUGAAGAACAACCACGGAGGCCAGAAUUGGGGUGAACCAAAUCCCAAGCCUUCCAAUGAGUGGGGAAAAGGUCCGGAGUCCGGAAACACUUCCAGAGGCAAUCAAGGAUCCAUCAAGCCCACGGGCUGGCUGGGAGGACCCAUACCCACAACGGGUCAGAAGGAGGAAACAUCAAGUGGGUGGGAAGAGCCAUCCCCAGAAUCCAUCCGUCGGAAGAUGGAGAUUGAUGACGGAACUUCAGCCUGGGGAGAUCCUGGCAAAUACGGCGGUGGAUCUGUCAACAUGUGGAACAGGACUGGUCAACCAGACCAGGAGGCCAUGAGCUCGUCCUCUCAGCACCAGUCCCACCCGGUAGCACACAGCUCAAUGCAGCAUAACAACCAGGAGAAAAACAGUUCUUUUUGGUCUGACUCGUACCCUCAGCAGAAGGAGUCCUCAUCGUGGGGGGAGCCGACCUCUGCUCCUCCUGUGACGGUGGACAAUGGGACUUCUGCCUGGGGAAAGCCCUUGGACAGCACGUCUGGCUGGAACGAGCCCAGCAGGGACAACAGAGAGUCUGUGUCCGGAUGGAGCAGCCAGUCUAAAUCAGCUCAAGGUCCUAAGCCCAUGGAGACAUGGUGUGGUGAAGAUGUGUCCAUGAGCAACAGCUGGGACCAAGAGGAGGAAGUGGAGAUUGGCAUGUGGAACAACAACCAACACGACAACCGGUCCCACGACCAAAACACCUGGAACUACAAACACAAAGGCUCCAAUAAGAUGAACAAAUCUGUCAACAAGCCGGACGAACCCUGGAUGAAGCCCUUUAUCAGCCAGUUCAACAACAUGAACUUCUCUAGAGACUCUCCUGAUGAUUCCAUGAAGCAGGGAUCCGGGAUGGUGCAGGACAAGCGUAUGGACAUGGGAAGCAUUGGAGACUUCAGUGGAGUGAUGGGGAAGAACCACGGCUCAAGACUCCAGCUCCACAAAGAGUCUGCCAUGGAUCGCAGUCCGUACUACGACAAGCUCUCCCCCUCUGCUUACGAUAGUCCAGCUUCUGACGAGCUCUCCUGCAAUCAAAGCAUGAGCAUCUCCCCUUCUAAUUCCGCUCAGCCUGUGCCCCGUCCCAACUCUGGGCCAUCUCCGUCCCACGCUAGUUCUGGGUCAGUUCGGCAGAAUGUAAACCCUAUGUUAGGUGGCAACAGCGUAGCACAGGGCCGUGGCGGCCCCCAGUCCCAGCCACCUCCUCAACCCAAUCACCGCAACCAAGUGCCUCCACCCAUCCUGCCCUCUCAGGUCCCUCCAUCCCUGUUGAAGUACCCAGGAGGUAACGGGGGUCUGAAUCCUCUGUUCGGCCCUCAGCAGGUGGCUGUUCUCAAUCAACUCUCCCAGCUCAACCAGCUGUCACAGCUCAACCAGAUCAACCAGUUACAGCGUCUCCUCCUCCAGCAGCAGCAGCAGCAGCAGCAGAAGGCUCAGAGCCAGAGACCCAUGCCAGUGGGACGUCCGUCUGAAGCGACGCGUCCAAUUGGCUCGUCUCCCUCGUUGAUGCAGCCGCCGCGACACCUGGACCCCUCCCUCAUGAAACAAGCCCCGCCACUUAAACCAUACCUGGAUAACUACAUGUCCCACAAUACACCUGAGCUGCAGAAGGAUACUAACGCUCUUGCAUCCUUCAGCAACUUCCCUUUAAGCUUGAACUCUAACCUGAAUGUAUCCCUGGACAUGGGCGUUGGUGGUGGUAGUGGUGGCGGUGGAUCUGUGAGCUACAAAGAGCCACCCCAGUCCAGACUGAAGAAACUUUGGGCUACUGACCCUCUGGAGCAGAACAGCAAACCUGGUGCUAUGUCGUCUGGGCUGCGUCUUGAGGACUCUUCCUUCUAUGACUUUCUGACUCCUGGCCCGUCUCCCCUGAGCCCUCCUGGCCAAUCACUCGGCUCGGUGGGCGAUGGCUGGCCACCCCGUGCCAACUCCCCCCCGCCCCAUGGAAACACUGUCACCUGGCCCCCAGAGUUCCGGCCCGGGGAACCUUGGAAAGGUUACCCUAACAUUGACCCUGAGACUGACCCAUUUGUGACCCCCGGCAGUGUCAUCAACAACCUCUCCAUCAACACCGUCCGUGACACAGACCACCUCAGGGACAGGAACAACGGGCCAUCCUCAUCACUGAACACCACGAUGCCUUCUAACAGUGCCUGGUCAUCCAUUCGUGCCUCCAGCCACAGCGGUUCCCUCACCAGUACAGCACAAAGCACUUCAGCCAGACCCAGUGAGUCGAAGUGGUCCCCCGGCAGCGGUUCUGUGUCCAACUCUUCCCUCGCUCACGAGCUGUGGAAGGUCCCCCUGCCUCCCAAGGCGCUGUCUGUGGCGACCCCCUCCAGGCCACCGCCCGGCCUCACCAGCCAGAAGCCCAGCCCCGCCUCCUCCGGCUGGGACGGCUCUGCCCUGAGGCUGGGCGGCUGGAGCUCCGCUGAGUCCAGAUACACACCUGGCACCAGUUGGGGCGACAGCAGCAGCUCAGGGAGAACCCAGUGGCUCGUUCUGAAGAAUCUCACACCUCAGAUUGACGGCUCCACACUGAGGACCCUGUGCAUGCAGCACGGCCCUCUGAUCACAUUCCACCUCAACCUGCCGCACGGCAACGCAGUGGUAUGCUACAGCUCCAAGGACGAGGCCGCCAAGGCCCAGAAGAGCCUGCACAUGUGUGUUUUGGGGAACACUACUAUUCUGGCUGAGUUCGCCAGCGAGGAGGAAAUCAACCGUUUCUUUGCACAAGGGCAGUCUUUAGCCACUCCCUCCUCCAGCUGGCAGGCCAUUGGCUCCUCCCAGAGCCGGAUGGAUCAGUCUCACCCGUUUCCCAGCCGCGCUCCGGAACCCAACCAGUGGAACAGCAGCGAUCUCCACAGCUCCUCCCUCUGGGGCGGGCCCAACUAUUCCAGUAGCCUGUGGGGGAACCCCAGUGGCACCGAGGCAGGGAGGAUCAGCAGCCCGUCUCCAAUCAGCUCCUUCCUCCCGGUGGAUCACCUGACAGGCGGAGGGGACUCCAUGUGAACCGCCUCCGCCAAUCAAAGCAGGCUGGGUGAAGGGUCAGUAGAGAAUCAUCAAUAAUCAGCAGAAGAAAAUGGAAAACAGUAGUUUGAAAUGCUAUGGCACUAGUUGGACUCUUUCUCACUUAACAGAUAUUCAACAAAGCGGGGUCUGCCCUGUGGAAAACAAGUUACGUUUCUCUCUCUGCACAUAUGUCCACUUUGUUUUAGCCCAAAAACAUAUCAGUCGGAAUACUUGAAUCAUGCAGGCCAAUUCUAUAAUGUGAACGGAUGGAUAUUUGCUUCCAGGUAGUGCUCUUUCAGACGGAAAAAAAGCUUCAAUCGAGCUCAUUAUUAUUAUAUAUAUUUUUUUGUUUCAUUUGUCAUGUUUAUUUGAAUUCCAAUUCUUUUUAUUUUUCAAGUUUUUUCUUUUUGUUUUAUUUUGUUUUGCUGACAAUGUUGGAGUAUGAGAGCUUUUUUAACUUUGCACUGAAUGUGGUUUUUUCUCAGUAUAUAUAAUCUGCAAUAUAGAGGGAGCAGCCAGUUUUUCCAGUGUAGCUGUUUACUCAUUGAGGUCCUUACCGUGUGUGUGUGCGUGUGUGAGAGUACUGUGUGCGUGCAUGUGUGUGAUUGCGAGUUGCAACCGAGUACGUGUGCGCUCCUCUCUGCCUUGGCACGCCUACCUUACUGCGUUGUCGUGGAGUUCAAGAUCAACAGAUAGUUAAAGAAUAAAACCUGACGUAGGAGGAAUAUCUGGUGAUAUUAAAAGUGACAUUAAAAAAAGUAUUGCACCAAUUUUUGUUUUAAAACUAAAGAACGUUGAGCUCUGCAGUGCAAAGGACUGUAGCCGCAGCUGGGACUAGCAAGCCCCGCCCACCCUAAUAUAGGAGGCGGGCCUAUCUAGCAAGCCCUCCCUUUUCGCCCCCGCCCCUCCCGAGUGGGGGAAGGAGGAGGGAACAGCACUUUCAGAAUAGGCUUUCAAUGUUUUGGAGGUGCCACACUGCAACCUCUUGUUUACAAGACUUAGGAGGCGGAACGUGUGUUCAUUCUUCAUUUUAAAGAGAAGAUGGAAAACAAACAAAAAAAACAAAAAAAUGCACAAAAAAAAAACAAAAAGAAAAAAAAUACUCAAUAAAAAUGAUAAAAGAGAAAAUCAGCAAAAAAAAAAUCUCUUAUUGAGGAUGAAGACGAUGCUUUGUAACUCUGGGAAUUCGGAUCAGUGUUUUUGGCCAUGGCGUUGGUUAUUUGAACUAUUCCUCUUUGUCUGCUAAAUAACCAGCAAUGGUUCUCAGGAAAUCAAGCCAGUUUUCCCCCCCUUGUAGUGGAAUUAAAAAAACUACUACUCCUUGUAGGAAAGGAAAAUCCAAUUUCUAGCACUGAAAACUAUGUAUAGGUCUAAGUUUUUUUUUUUUUUUUUCCUCUGCCAAAUAACUGCUUUAAGCUGGAGAAGCUCAACACACUGCUUUCAAUAUGCUGUCUCGACGGAAGAGGAGGCUCCUAAUGCGGGGAGGGGGCGGCGAGGCGGAGGGCGCUGCCCCUCCUCUCCUCCUCUUCCUCCACUCCUUCACUCCACUGAUUUAAAAAAAAAAAAACAGCAAAAAAAAUAGAAGAAAAAAAAAUCAAAAAGUGGGGAGUGUUUAUGGUGUGAGUGUGUGGCUGUCAGUGGAAAAUGUUCUUGUCUCGUCAGACUUCGAAACCAAGAGAAAGGCGAAUCUGUAUCUAUGCAUACUGUAGCCUCUCACGUUCACAUGGCCUACUGAGAGGUGUUCUUUAUUUCCCAUGUCUCACACCAUGUUUUAAAUGUUUCAUCAAGUACAACAAAAUAUUACUUGCGUUUUUUCUUUUUUUUUUUUUUUUUUUUUUUUAAUAUUGCUCUCAUUGCCACAAAUGUGUUUAAAGAAAUAGGAAAGAAGACAAAAAAACUUUAAAAAUCUCGUUUUGGUUGAAGAUAAUAUUUUAACAGUGCAAAAGUCGUCCACAUUUCAUUGCCUUGAUCCUAAUUGUGUCCGAAGAUGCAACAACAAGUCAAGUGGCUUCUACCUGUUUACAAAUAGAAUAUGAUUGUAUUGUUGUACUGUUCUUUUUAUUUUUAUUUUUUCUCUCUCUCUCUCUUCUUCUUCCUUCGGGUCAGGGGAGGGUGGGGUACUCAUCUGAAGUUCCUGAUGUGAUCAAGUGUGUGUGUAUGUGUGUGUGUGUGUACCAGCAGAUGUGAGUUCUACAGCUGGAGUGUGAGUGUGAGAGAACAGCGUGAAUGUAAAUCCACCAGUGGUGUUUCUUUUAUUUUAUUUUACUUUUUUUUUUGUUGUUGACAAAAAUACAAGCAUGAAAAAUAGAAUUACCUACCAGUGAUUGUUCAGUUACUAUGAUGCACAAUUUUUUGAGGAAUAACUAAAAGAAAAAAAAAAAAGACGCUUCAGAGUGCGUGAAUGAGACGUCAGCAUUAGCGAAGCCAUGGACCUUAAUUUACUUUUCUUCACCGUGUUAUGAUUCUGUGUUUGAAGCCUGUCGUUUUCCCCGUGUGUGUGUUCGUGCGUGCACGCGUACAUUUCCCCCCCCCCUCUGAUAUAGGGUUUUAUUUCAGAAGUACUAGAAGCUGUUGGCUUUAGUUGUUUUUAAGUUUAGCCGUGAAUAUUUAACACCUUCUGAGCAGAUGUAGUGAGACAGAACCUCGAGUGUUAGCCAGACUUGACAGUGGUGUGUGCCAGUAUUGAACCGCUCUCUACCAAAUAAUUCAAUCAUACAAAAUAUUAGUUUACUUAAUUCCAGAUCUCUUUGCUUAAACUAUAUAUUAUAAAUAUCUAUCUUAUUGUUUUUGUCUUGUUGAACAUUUGUUAUCCAGUGGAACAUCCGAACUGUGCUUGUCUUUUUUUUUUGCUUUUUUUUUUUUUUUUGUUUUGAGUUGACUUCAUUUGACAAAUUGAACUGAGGAGCCUUGGAUUUUGCACUUGGUGGGUUGGAGGAGAAGGCCGAGUGAGCGGAGAGCAAAGCGGGAGACGGUCAGACAGACGAGGGUGGUGUACUUUAGAGUUUUUCUGUCCGAGAGAGAAGGUGCGCCUGUGAGUGUAUUGUGACAGGGUAAAGUGUGUGUGUCAGUGUGUGUGCGCGUGUCUCAGUUGUUUCGAACUGAAGUGAAAGCUGUUUGUGUGAAAAAGAGAAGAUGGUGCUUUGUUGAUCCCCAGCUCGGCGAGCGGGAGAAGACGGAGGGGGGCGCCGCCGUCCGCCCUCCGGGUUUACCUCUCCCCCCGCCGGCGCUGGCCCAGCCGGCCGGUCGGGGCGGCGGCCUGGCCACGCCGCCCACGCCGGGCCAGAAUGUAGCUGCAAACGGUUUUAUUUUGAAAUAGUACAAACGACAGCGGAGCCUCGAGUCUGCCUUCUGCGGCCUCGGACGGCAGAGAGCGAGCGCGCUUGCGUGCCGAGCUUGACUGAAAACGAGGCGAGGCUUCCUGUCGGGCGGGGCUGUGACUCACGGUGGCUUUUCAGGGACUCGGGGUUUUGGGGUUGGGGGGGUUACACUGGCUUCAGCCCAGGAGAGACAGAACUGACCGGGAGGGGGGGGGACUGAACUUUAAGUUUUUAGCUGUGUGUGUGUGUGUGUGUUUCCUGAUCCCCCGUCGUCGGGUCGAGCCGCUCGGAGACUCUGCUGUUAGAGAAGGGACAAGCAACGUCUGUAAAACGCCUCUCAUUCAAGUCCAUGUUACUGUCUGCGGUCGCCAGCUUAUUCUCGCUCCAUUUCUGUCUAGUCCACUGAGUGUGUUUGUGUGUGUGUGCUUGUGUGACUGAGGAAAUAUGCAAAAACCCAGUGUUGUGCAGAAGAGGUGUGUGUAACACAUUAUCAUGCCAAAUUGAGGAGGGAGGGUGAGUGAGAGGGAAGGAAAGGGAUCGAUACUUUGAUUUUUUUUUUUUUUUCUGUUUUCUGUUUGGUUGUGUACGUGUGCAUUUCUGUAUUUAAAAAGCUGGACAAUGUUAAAUGCUUGAAGAUAUAUAUAAAAAAAAACAAAAAAACAAAACCUUGUCAUUUUGCAAAAAGGAUGAUGUGAGGAAAAAAACCUUUUUCAGUUCAAGUGAAAUCCACCACGAGCAAUGUACAAUCCCCCCAGGGCUGCCAAGCAGCUUCCCGACAGGGCCAGAGCGGGGAGGACAGACGGACGUAGGGAGGGAAGCUGGCUGGUGAUACGCUACUACUUUUUAAUAUUUAAGAAUUAAAAAAAAAAUAAUGUGACUUUUUGUUUCUCUUAACUAUCCUGUGAGUAAAUGCUAUAUUAUACCAUGACACACACACACACACACACACACACACACCUGACGGCUCCUACGGUCGAUCAAAAAAAGCGCUAAAGGCUAUUUUUUUUGGAGAACAAAAAGGAAAAAAAAAAAAGAAAAAUCAACAAAAAAAAACCAUACACAAAAGAAAAAAAAAACACAAAAACUGUGAGAAUCUGCUGUCUUUUUUGUCGUUUUACAUUUAGUAUGAAAACACACACAAACAAAAACCCUGAAAAGCUUUAGUCUAACCAGCACAAAGACGUGGGGGGGGGGAGGGGCGGGGUUAUCGGGGAGGGCGGGGGGUGGGGGGGGUCGUCGCUCAGAGAGACUAUGCAGUGGAGUGUUGAACCCAGGCUUCCAUGUCCACCUUGGGUUUUUGUGUUUUUUGCUGUCUUUUAAGUAAAAAUAAUCCCAACAUCUUACUAAAAAAAAAAGAAGAAAAAAAAAACUCAGCUGAGACGGGAUUCCCAAUAAUAUUCCUCAAACAUGUUGUGCCAUCGUUGAAAUCGUACUUCUAGUACUACUAAUAAUGAUAAACUGAAAAAACAAAAAACAAAAAAAAAAAAACAAACCUUUAUUACCUACCGCCGGGCCA
Molecule: messenger RNA, 11048 nt
Organism: Salarias fasciatus (jewelled blenny)
Lineage: Eukaryota; Metazoa; Chordata; Actinopteri; Blenniiformes; Blenniidae
Product: trinucleotide repeat-containing gene 6A protein
Exons: 27
Coding region: 621-6215 (1864 amino acids)
Biological process (GO): miRNA-mediated post-transcriptional gene silencing; positive regulation of nuclear-transcribed mRNA poly(A) tail shortening
Cellular component (GO): P-body; nucleoplasm
Molecular function (GO): nucleic acid binding
Source: RefSeq, a predicted model, not a curated record